AUGAAGAACGACAGCAGUAGUAUCGUACAAUCACAAGCUUUUGUUAUCUGUUACUCGCGAGACAACAUAAAGAUGGCUACAGAAGUGAGUACUUCAUCACUAUGUCAGUUGCAAUCGGUUCAGAAAGCUAUGGCUAUACCAUCGGUGGGAGCUGCAGUUGGCCAAGUUGGCGCUUUAUACACCAAAGUUAAGGGAGCACAUUCUCUCCUUGAAUGGGCAUUAUCGACAGCCGAAGCCAGUGUGACACUAGCUGCACACACAGCUGCCCCAUUUGUAGCAGCACCAUUAGCAGCUGGUGAUGCAAAAGUAGCUGCUGCUAUUGAUGAGUUGGAGAGGAGGGUGCCACUAGUCGCUGAACAACCCAAGGUUAUUGUGGAGACCACCAAACAGGCUGUGCUCUCGAGAAUAUCACCACAAUUGAAUAAGGUAAAUCUAAACCAGGUGUACGGCGCACGUGCAGCGGCGGAGCAACGCGUUAAGUCUCUGAAGGAGCUCACGUGGGUGAAGGCAAACGCGUUAUUGUCCACCGCAUAUGGCCAAAAAGCCAUGCAAGGUGUUGAUACAGGCGCAGUGUAUGCUAUGAGAUUGCUUGACCACUAUUUACCACCUACACAGGAUGAAACACCAGCGAGUACUGAAAUCGUGGCAGUCGAAGCGGACCCAACAAUGCACACCGUACAAACGGUUGGCCGUCUCAGCGCAGUCGCCGCUAGACGGGUUUGGGCCAACCUCGCCGUCAAAGUCACCGAACUACGUAAUUCUGGUAUCGAGCUGGAUGUUCGUCGUUACAUUACCGCCCUGCUGGCUGCUCUUCACCUUGCAAAAGUAACCAACGACCAACAGCAACAGGAACAGACUACAGAGGAGAAGAAGGCGCAAAGAUCAGCCGAGCCGACUCCCCAAAACACCCCCACUAAAAAUGAAACCCCUUCUUCCCCCCCAACCGCGGAAAAGGUUAAAGCGUCCCCCGAAGCAAAAUCUGAGGGUGACCAGUGA
Leptosia nina is the source of this 996-nucleotide messenger RNA. NCBI's taxonomy places the organism in Eukaryota, Metazoa, Arthropoda, Insecta, Lepidoptera, Pieridae. The record is from the annotation of a GenBank genome assembly.